Dibothriocephalus latus is the source of this 471-nucleotide messenger RNA. The record is from the annotation of a GenBank genome assembly. NCBI's taxonomy places the organism in Eukaryota, Metazoa, Platyhelminthes, Cestoda, Diphyllobothriidea, Diphyllobothriidae.
AUGCCAGAUUCCAACUGCUCUGAAGCCAAUCGAUCGAGCGCGGCCAAUCCCAACGACGAUACUGCCCUUAAAGCGACGACACCCGACAACCAAAUGAGUAUCGGCAUCCACAUAGCAAAGCCCGAACUAAUUAAUGUGGAGUCCGCAGAUGUAAACAGCAAGACCUUUGUUUCCCUAGCAGAAAAACUAUUUGGCGGAACGGCGGCGGUGACGACGGCGGCUACUGCAGCAGCAACUACCAGCGCCACUGAUGCCGCGACUGUUGAUAGGCUCGCUAUGGCAAUGAAAUUGGCCCAGGCGGCACCACCCCAUACCUCCUCCUCCGCCUCCUCUACCACAAUUCCCACCUCCGCGUCAUCUAAACGGCUCCUAGUACCGCCCAAGAUUACGAAUUCCUCCCUGUGUCGAUUGCUGGGCUCACUCACAGGAACUCCAAGCAGUCCCGCCCAACUGAAGUCCAUUCUCGAAGGU